AUGCCCUCAACCCGGUCCCUGCGGGGACUUCAUCACGUAGCCUGUCCCGCCUGCUCCCGGCCCCUGCAGGAUGCGGUGACCAUAGCCUGCGGACACAGUGUCUGCCUACCUUGCCUCCCGCGCACCCCGAUGGGGGCCAAGCUGCUGUGCCCGCUCUGUCAGGAGGAAGAAGAGGAGCCAUCCCAGGCCGCAGUGGCCCCGGUGCCCCUGGGUCCCCUGGGCGAGACCUGCUGCGAGGAGCACGGAGAGAAGAUCUAUUUCUUCUGCGAGACCGACGCGGAGCUGCUCUGCGUGUUCUGCAGGGAGGGCCCCGCCCACCAGGCGCACACCGUGGGGUUCCUAGAUGAAGCCAUCCAACCCUACAGGGAUCGUCUCAAGAGUCGCUUAGAAGCUCUGAGGAUGGAACGGGACAAAAUGGAAGACAAGAAAUGUCAAGAAGACCAGAAGCUCCGAGAGCUCCUGAUGCAGGUUGAAAGCAAGAAGCAACAGGUAGAAGCUGCAUUUGAAAGGCUGACACAGGAGCUUGGGGACCAAAGGCACCUCCUGAUGACCAAGCUGGAGGGGCUAGAACAGCAGAUCUGGGAGGAGAGGGAAGAGUACAUCACAAAGGUCUCUCAGGAGGUCCACCGGCUGGGCGCCCAGGUUGAGGAGCUGGAAGAGAAAUGUCAGCGACCAGCAAGUGAGCUUCUGCAAGAUGCCAGAUUCAACCAGAGCAGGUAUGAGAUGAAGACUUUUGUGAGUCCGGAGGCCAUCUCCUCUGAUCUUGCUAGGAAGAUUCGAAACCUCCACAGGAAAAUACUUGGCCUCCCAAAGAUGAUGAGGACAUUCUCAGGAGUGGCCCCUGAAGUGGCCAGGGUGAGGAGAGAGCAGGCCCUAGACACCAAGGACAGCGUUCUUGCUCCAGCUGGACAGCACCCACCUGUCUUGAACCAAGAGACACAGCUCUUCAGUGUAGACGUGGCCCUGGACUACCAGACAGGGUGA
Molecule: messenger RNA, 984 nt
Organism: Cricetulus griseus (Chinese hamster)
Lineage: Eukaryota; Metazoa; Chordata; Mammalia; Rodentia; Cricetidae
Source: RefSeq, a predicted model, not a curated record